This is a messenger RNA of Microthlaspi erraticum, 2598 nucleotides long. NCBI's taxonomy places the organism in Eukaryota, Viridiplantae, Streptophyta, Magnoliopsida, Brassicales, Brassicaceae. The record is from the annotation of a GenBank genome assembly.
AUGGGCGCCCCGGAAAAGUCUCAAUCUAACACCAAUUCGAUGCAGAGAGUGAAGGUCUAUCAUUUGAAUGAAGAUGGUAAAUGGGAUGAUCGAGGAACUGGGCAUGUGAGCAUCGACUAUGUGGAGCGUUCCGAAGAACUCAGUCUAUGCGUAGUUGAUGAAGAAGAUAAUGAGACUUUACUUGUGCAUCCCAUCAACCCUGAGGAUAUAUAUAGGAAGCAAGAAGACACUAUAAUCUCAUGGAGAGACCCAGAGCGCUCAACAGAAUUGGCUUUGAGCUUUCAAGAGACUGCGGGGUGCUCCUAUGUAUGGGAUCAAAUCUGCACUAUGCAACGCAAUUUGCAUUUCAGCUCCCUGAACAGUGAAACAUUUCACAGCCUGAAUAGUGAGCUGAGGGAGCUUCCUGCUGUAGAGCUUACUUCACUUCCCCUAAUACUGAAGAUUGUUACAGAGAGUGGCAUUACCGAUCAGAUGCGUCUAACAGAACUUAUUUUGAAGGAUCAUGAUUUCUUCCGGAAUCUGAUGGGGGUAUUUAAAAUAUGCGAGGACUUGGAAAAUGUUGAUGGCCUUCACAUGAUAUUUAAUAUUGUCAAGGGAAUCAUUUUGCUCAACAGUUCUCAGAUCUUGGAGAAAAUAUUUGGAGAUGAGCUGAUCAUGGAAAUUAUCGGAUGCCUUGAGUAUGACCCUGGCGUUCCUCACUCCCAGCACCACCGGAAUUUUCUGAAGGAGCAUGUUGUUUUUAAGGAGGCUAUACCAAUUAAAGAUCCCUUAGUCCUGUCAAAGAUACACCAAACAUACAGAAUUGGUUACUUGAAGGAUGUUGUUUUGGCUAGAGUACUAGAUGAUGCUAUAGUUGCAAACUUGAAUUCAGUAAUCCAUGCGAACAAUGCCAUUGUUGUUUCAUUGCUGAAGGACGAUAGUACUUUUAUUCAAGAACUAUUUGCAAGGUUUAGGUCACCUUCUACAUCUAUGGAAUCGAAGAAAAAUUUGGUAUAUUUCUUGCACGAGUUUUGUAGUUUAAGCAAGAGUCUCCAAGUGGUGCAGCAGUUGCGGCUUUUUAGGGACCUUAUUAAUGAAGGGAUUUUUCAUGUCAUAGAAGAAGCCUUGCAGAUGCCAGACAAAAAACUUGUAUUAACUGGGACAGAUAUCCUGAUUCUUUUCUUGACUCAAGACCCCAACCUUUUACGUUCUUAUGUUGUUCGGACAGAAGGAAACCCACUCCUCGGUCUCCUGGUCAAGGGAAUGAUGGAAGACUUUGGUAAUAAGAUGCAUUGCCAAUUUCUAGAAAUUAUCCGAACCUUACUGGAUGCAAAUCCAUUGUCUGGUGGAGCUCAGAGAGCAAAUAUCAUGGAUAUUUUCUGUGAGAAGCAUCUUCCUGAGUUAGUGGAUGUUAUUAGUGCCUCAUGUCCUGAUAAGUCAGGCGACACAUCUGAAGUUGCAGCCAGAAGGAUUAGCACAAAGCCGGAAGUCCUAUUGAACAUAUGUGAAUUGUUGUGCUUCUGCAUCAUGCAAGAUUCAUCCAGAACAAAAUGCAGUUUUCUCCAAAACAAUGUGGCUGAAAAGGUCUUGCAUCUCACGCGGAGAAAGGAAAAAUACCUAGUGGUUGCUGCUAUACGAUUUGUCCGCACUCUCCUAUCUGUGCAUGAUGAUCAUGUCCAGAAUUACGUUGUUCAGAACAAUAUGCUGAAACCGAUUAUAGAUGUCUUCAUUGCCAACAGGAACCGGUACAAUCUGCUGAACUCUGCAGUCUUGGAUCUGCUUGAGCACAUACGCAAGGGCAAUGCAACUCUGUUGCUCAAAUACAUAGUUGAUACGUUUUGGGACCUAUUGGCCCCAUUUCAGUGCUUGGCCUCCAUCCAGGCUUUUAAGGUCAAGUAUGAACAGUGCUUAGAAAGUGCCGGACCAAAAAGCACUGCUGAUGCGGUAGAUCCGAGAAGAAGAGUUGACGAACGUGCGUUGGAUAAAGAGGAGGAAGAUUAUUUCAAUGAAGACAGCGAUGAAGAAGAUUCUGCAUCUGCUUCUAAUACACAAAAGGAAAAACCUGCGCCUGAUACACAGAAAGAACAACCUAAGCCUCAUCUUUCAAAUGGCGUGGCUGCAAGCCCUGCUUCUUCGAGCCCGAGGUCUGGAGGCUUGGUUGACUAUGAGGACGAUGAAGAUGAUGAAGACUAUAAACCUCCUCCCCGGAAACAGCCAGAAGCCUCUGAGGAGGAGGAAGGCGAGCUCCUUAUGCUGAAACGCAAAUCCCCUUGCGAAGAAAGAGAACAAGAACCGUCCAAGAAACCGCGGCUGGGUAAAAAUUCGAAGAGAGAAAAUGUAUUUGCUGUGCUAUGUUCGACGCUAAGCCACGCAGUGCUUACGGGGAAGAAAAGUCAAGGCACCACCGGAUCUGCAGUCCGUUCAAUUGUAGCCAAGGAAUCUGAGGACUCGAGAAGUGGUGAAGAGAAUCAUAGCAGCAGUUCAGAUGACGAAAAUCACAAGGAUGAUGGAGUUUCUAGUUCCGAACACGGAACAUCAGACAAUGGAAAGCUAAAUGGGGAAGAAUCCCUGGUUGUAGCUCCAAAAUCAUCACCCGAAAUGGCUGUGAAUGGAUCCUGA